Truncatella angustata is the source of this 1178-nucleotide messenger RNA. Its product is annotated as thioesterase-like superfamily-domain-containing protein. The coding region runs from base 178 to 1122 and encodes 314 amino acids. The transcript is spliced from 2 exons. The record is from RefSeq and is a predicted model, not a curated record. Lineage: Eukaryota; Fungi; Ascomycota; Sordariomycetes; Amphisphaeriales; Sporocadaceae.
UCUUAGACUUGAACAAAAUAUAUAUGAUAUUCUUGCUGAAACUCUGAACUUUCUCAUACAAGUGCCUGACCGGACCCCUAUACCUUGCCCUUCUAGCAAAGACAAAUCUAUGCAUACAUCUAACGGCUAAGAAGAUUGUUAAAGGCUGUACCACUUUAAAUAAGCUCCGGUUAAGAAAUGGCUUCUUUCUCGGAGAUAUUGAGAGUCGAGGCGAUUGACUCGCAUUCAUAUCAGGUGAACCUGAAGGACGAAUGGGCUAUUGGAUCUGUGCCUAACGGCGGUGUCGUGACGUCGGUUUUGCAAUCGGUCGCUCGUAGACAUUUCACCACUACUCUGAAAACACAAAACCAACCGGAUUGCAUCACACUUCACGUCGAUUUCGUACAACGCACAUCUGUCGGGCCUGCUGUCGUGAAUGUCAAGGACCUCAAACUCGGCCGGCAAACUUCCACAGUGCAGUUGAUACUCACACAGGAGGGACGAGAUGAAAUCAUUGCCGUGCUCACGCAUGCCAAUAUCGCACUUGAGUCGGGCUUGUCGCUGCCAACGGCUUGGACUCUCGAUCCGGUUCCUCCCCCUGCUGACUUGGACGAGCUCGCUGAGAAUGGAACAGACGGCACGUGGGACCAGUGGAAGUCGCCCCGGUCGGACUUCAGAAAGGCAUCGUUGAAUAUGGAUGUAUACAUCCCGAAAGGUGGAAGGGUGGGCAGAGGUAUCAUGGAUCAGUGGAUCAAGUUCAAGAACGGCGAAAAUUUUACCAAUACUUGCCUCGGCCUGCUAAGCGACAUGUUUCCUCAGAUGGUUGAAUCGUACAGCGAAGACUGGGAAGCCAUGAACAACGCUGGCAUCUCACAGAAACAGUUGACACAGCACUGGUAUCCAACGUUGGCGCUCAAUUUGGAUAUCAAGAAGCUUUUACCCGACGGCGGCGCCAAAUGGAUUUUUGUCAGGAUCCAGUCGAAACUCAUCGCAAAUGGAAGAAAAGAUUUGGAAGUCAUAAUAAUGGACGAACAGAAGGAAGUUGUGGCCUUGAGCCACCACGUGGCCAUGAUUCUGAGCUCUGCCAGAAACCUCGCAAAGAGGGGCGAUGGCAAAAAGGAUCAGAUUUCGAGCAAAUUAUGAAUGCAAAAAUAUUUUUAUACGUAAAAUGUAUUAAUUAUAGAGACAACUAGUUAACA